AAGUCAGUCAGUGAAACGUCAUUCUGAAACGUGCGAUUCGGGGUAUAUUGUAUUUUCGAGAUAAAAGUGCGUUUUAUCGAAAAUAUUUGAUACGUUUUGGUCAAAUUGUGUACUUUAUCGUGAAAAAGAUAAUAUAUUAAGGUCUGAAGAUGGUGAAGGAAACAACUUACUAUGAUAUUCUGGGUGUUAAAACCAACUGCAACAAUGACGAACUCAAAAAAGCUUACAGGAAAUUGGCCCUCAAGUAUCACCCUGACAAAAAUCCAAAUGAAGGUGAAAGAUUCAAACAAAUCUCCCAAGCUUAUGAAGUUUUGUCCAACCCAGAAAAAAGGAGGAUUUAUGAUCAAGGAGGUGAACAAGCUUUAAAGGAAGGUGGUGUUGGUGCAAGUGGAUUUUCUUCACCCAUGGACUUGUUUGAUAUGUUCUUUGGUGGAGGCCUUAGUGGUGGCCGUAGGCGAGGUCGGGAACGCAAGGGCAAAGAUGUCAUCCACCAAUUGUCAGUGACUCUCGAAGAGUUGUAUAAGGGUGCAGUGCGGAAACUGGCUUUACAAAAGAAUGUUAUUUGUGAAAAAUGUGAAGGUCGUGGUGGAAAAAAGGGCGCUGUACAAACAUGUCCAACUUGCCGUGGUACUGGCAUGCAAGUCCAGAUUCAACAGUUUGCUCCAGGCAUGAUUCAACAAAUCCAGACUGUUUGCAGUGCUUGCAGAGGACAGCGUGAGAUAAUUGAUCCAAAGGAUUGCUGUAAAGUUUGCCAAGGUCGUAAAACUGUGCGUGAACGCAAAAUUUUAGAAGUCCAUGUUGACAAAGGUAUGACUGAUGGGCAAAAGAUUGUAUUCAGUGGUGAAGGUGACCAAGAACCAGAACUCGAACCUGGAGAUCUGAUUAUUGUGCUAGAUGAGAAGGAACAUGACGUAUUCAAACGGUCUGGUAAUGAUCUCGUUUUACGCUUAAAUAUUGAACUUGUGGAAGCAUUAUGUGGUUUCCAAAAAGUGAUAAGAACUCUAGAUGACAGGGAUAUUGUGAUAACUGUAUUACCUGGUGAAGUCAUAAAACAUGGUGAAAUCAAGUGUGUGUUGAAUGAAGGCAUGCCAAUGUAUAAAAAUCCAUUUGAAAAGGGUCAACUCAUUAUUCAGUUUUUAGUUAAUUUCCCUAAUCGCAUUCCGCCUGAAGUCAUUCCAGCCCUAGAGAAUUGUCUCCCACCACGCCCCAGGGUUGAAAUUCCUGAACUGGCAGAAGAAUGCACGCUGAUGGAUUUGGAUCCAGAUCAAGAGAAUCGUAGACGUCGCGCCCACCACGGUAACGCGUACGAAGAGGACGACGAACAUCCCGGCAUGAACCGAGUACAAUGCGCCACCAGUUAGAUGCAACGUGACUGCCGCUAUGCUAUAAAUGCCGAUGGACCUGAUUCACAAGUGUGACCCAUAUAAUAAUAUGUAUUUAGAUUUAGAGGAAUUUGGACUUACUGGCAUAAGGUAGCUACUCCACACCAUUGAAUAUAAAAGUAGUAUUGGUGUAAAAUUUACUACAUAAUAGUCGAGGUGCAACAUACUAAAAUUAUGUGUUAAUUUUUACAUUCAGCAUCUUGUAAUAUUUAAUUUAAAAAAAGUGAACUGUCAGUUAUUGAAUACUCAAGC
This is a messenger RNA of Diatraea saccharalis (sugarcane borer), 1634 nucleotides long. Lineage: Eukaryota; Metazoa; Arthropoda; Insecta; Lepidoptera; Crambidae. The record is from the annotation of a GenBank genome assembly.